CUUAUUUUUGUCUUCCGCCUCCUUCCCCACUUUUCAAUUUCGGACCGCGGAUUUGAGGACAAUCCUUCUCUCCUUCAUUUCUACCCUUGAUCUUGUGCCUUCUAGCAGCUGAAUAUCUUCUCACCCUUUCCGCCAGACAGGAAAGACGAAAUCCUUUGACAAAGCUAUCUGGAUAUAUUAGAACAACUUCACCAUUGCCGAGAGAAAUUCCCCCUCAUUCCGUACUGCAACUCCGCUCCCCGAUCGACCAUAACUUGGUCACCACCAGCAAUUUCACAAGCUUUGGCGAUAGAGAAGCGAUCGAUCUCCAUUCGAACCACACGUCUACGCCAUUGUUUGAACCAACAACGGCUCCAUCGGCGAUAAUGGAGUCAAGCUGGCCAGCCCAGAGUUCAUUUAGUUAUUACAACCAAGGUUCAUUGCAAACUUCUUCUCGACAAACAUCAUCAUCUACCAACGAAUACUCUGAUCGGACCCCCAGAAGAUCGGCCGCUCAACCUCAGAUGCCCACAUUUUUACCGCCCCCCCCGCCCCACGGCCAUCAAAUACCAGAAAAUGGAGGCAACAACCUUCCUUCAUUCUCACACUCAUUAUAUUCACCUUACCAUGGACCGGGGGGCAAUUUGCCACCGUCAAACCCCCAUGGUAUGGCGCACAGCAUGCCUUCUUACUCACAUAUUUCUGCUCUUUCGGGUACCGCAUCAGGUUUCCAGUAUACGAAUCACUCCCCGAUGGGUUUAAACGAACCCCUUACUUCCCACUCCCGGUCUCAAAUAACACAUUCCUACCAUGAUCCUCCAAGAUUACCUGGCUACUCGUCUUCUCCUAAUCUUCACCAACUAUCGCCUGUCUCGCCUACUGCACACCUGCUUCCCAACAUGCAACCUCCCUCAGCAUCACCUUCCAGCUCUUCUUUCCCAAGUAGCAUUCCUAGGACACCGGCCACCCUUCCGAAAGGGGUAAAGCGGCAUAGCUUAGGUUCAGAACAAAGUUUUGACAGUUGGGAUGACGAGCAAGACAUGCCAUCCGGGAAGAUUACUGGGGAUAGAAAGUAUGAAAAGGAUCCCCAGCCAUGGGGAAUGCCUCAAGAGGAGUAUAAGAAAUUGAAUCCAAAAGACAAGAAGCAAGUUAGGAAUCGGUGAGCAACAAGGGUACAGAAAGCAAAAAUCUGUCAGACUAAUAAAAUAUCAGGGGU
Cryptococcus deneoformans JEC21 is the source of this 1195-nucleotide messenger RNA. RefSeq lists its product as hypothetical. The record is from RefSeq and is a predicted model, not a curated record. The coding region runs from base 366 to 1142 and encodes 258 amino acids. NCBI's taxonomy places the organism in Eukaryota, Fungi, Basidiomycota, Tremellomycetes, Tremellales, Cryptococcaceae. The transcript has 3 exons.